This is a messenger RNA of Ictidomys tridecemlineatus (thirteen-lined ground squirrel), 8472 nucleotides long. The record is from RefSeq and is a predicted model, not a curated record. Lineage: Eukaryota; Metazoa; Chordata; Mammalia; Rodentia; Sciuridae.
UCUGUGUCCAUCUAGAUGGCAAGGAAGCUCAGUACAUUGGAAGUCCUUCUGUUCGUCUUCUUCCUAAUUGUAUUGGCUGUAGAUAUCCUCUUGCUGCUGCUUGUGUUGGAGAAACCUUCAGAUUCUUCAUUUAUUCCAGUGUGCCCAGAGAUCUCUCAGUCGGAAAGGAUAGACUGCGCACCUGGACAGGCGGUGACAGAGGAAACUUGCAGAUGGCAAUAUAAAUGCUGCUGGAAUUCUGCAGCAGAGACCAAUGUCCCUAGGUGCUUCUUCCCCAGAAACUGGGGCUAUGAAGUCAUCAGGGCCCCAACAAAUACAAGCACAGGGUUUACUGCCCAGUUGAGAAAGUUGCCGUCCCCGUCUCUGUUUGGAGAUGAUGUCACCAAUGCCAUCCUCACAGCUGAAUUUCAGACAGCCAAUCGUUUUCGUUUUAAGAUAACUGAUUUCAAUGCGAUCCGCUAUGAAGUCCCUUCUGAAAACAUCAAUUUACUUAAUGACACUGCUGAUAUCUCCAGUUUGAGCUACCAUGUAGAAGUCACUGAUAAUCCCUUUAGCAUCAGAAUAAUGAGGAAGAGCAACAAAAGAGUCCUGUUGGACACAAGCAUUGGGCCCCUCCAGUUUGCCCAGCAGUUCCUGCAGCUGUCUUUCCGACUUCCCAGCACCAAUGUGUAUGGGCUGGGGGAGCACGUGCAUCAACAGUACCGCCACGACAUGUCCUGGAAGACCUGGCCCAUCUUCACCCGGGAUGCCGCCCCCACCGCGGGCAUGAUUAACCUGUAUGGAGCACAUACAUUCUUCUUGUGCCUUGAAGACACCAGUGGUUCCUCUUUUGGAGUUUUUCUGAUGAACAGUAAUGCCAUGGAGGUCGCUCUUCAGCCUGCCCCAGCAGUCACUUACCGCACCAUUGGGGGCAUUCUUGACUUCUAUGUGUUCCUGGGAAACACUCCAGAGCAAGUGGUUCAGGAAUACCUGGAGCUUGUUGGACGACCAUUCUUGCCUUCCUACUGGAAUCUUGGGUUCCAGUUAAGUCGCAGGGAUUAUGGUGGCAUCAAUGGGUUGGAAGAGGUUGUAGACCGAACUCGUAAAGCUGGGAUCCCCUAUGAUGUCCAGUACUCUGAUAUAGACUACAUGGAUGGAAAGAAGGAUUUCACUAUUGAUGAAAAGGCUUACCCUGAUCUCUCAGGUUUUGCCAAGAGGUUACAUGACAAUGGCCAAAAAUAUAUAAUUAUUAUGAAUCCUGGUAUCCUGAAAGAUCCUAACUACAAUACAUAUAAAGAUGGAAGACUAAAGAGAGUAUGGAUCUUGGAGAACAAUGACUUUGCUGUUGGGGAGGGAUACCCUGGUCCAACUGUCUUUCCUGACUUCAGCAAUCCAGUGUGUACCCAGUGGUGGACGCAACAGGUCACUGAGUUUCACAACAAAAGUCUGAACUUUGAUGGAGUGUGGAUUGAAAUGGAUGAAGUAACUAGCUUUCUCCAAGAUUCUGGUCAUACGUGUGAAUCAAACAGCUUGAACUUCCCACCUUUUACUCCUGGUAUUCUAGACCACUUACUGUUUGCAAGAACUCUCUGCAUGGACACAGAGUUUUACUGGGGUCUUCACUAUGACGUCCACAGCUUGUAUGGCCACUCCAUGGCAAGAGCCACACACUCGGCCAUGGAGACUAUCUUCUCCAAUAAGAGGAGCUUCAUCUUAUCCCGUUCUACUUUCGCGGGAUCUGGUAAAUUUGCUGCUCAUUGGCUGGGGGACAAUGCGGCUACAUGGGAUGAUCUCCGAUGGUCCAUCCCUGGUAUCCUUGAGUUCAACCUGUUUGGCAUCCCCAUGGUAGGUGCCAACAUCUGUGGUUAUAAAGAAAACGUCACAGAGGAGCUCUGCAGAAGGUGGAUGCAACUUGGAGCAUUUUAUCCACUAUCAAGGAAUCACAAUGGGCCUGGGUUCAGGGACCAGGAUCCUGCUGCCUUCGGUUCUGCGUCCCUGCUGCUGAAUUCCUCCAGACAUUAUCUGAACAUCCGAUACACUCUGCUGCCCUAUCUCUACACCAUCUUCUACCGCGCUCACACCCAGGGGCAGACAGUAGCAAGGCCCCUGUUACAUGAAUUCUACCAGGACCCAGCCACGUGGGAAGUGCAUGAGCAGUUUUUGUGGGGGCCUGGACUCCUCAUCACACCUGUCCUGUAUGAAGGUGCAGACCAAGUAAGAGCGUACAUUCCAGAUGCCACCUGGUAUGACUACGAGGCAGGAGAUGCCAUCCAGUGGAGAAAGCAAUUUGUGGAUAUGCUACUCCCAGGGGACAGGAUUGGCCUUCACCUUCGAGGAGGCUACAUAUUUCCCAUCCAGCAGCCGAACACAACCACAGAAACCAGCCGGAAGAAUUCCCUGGGACUCAUCGUCGCCUUGGACUAUAAGAGAGAAGCCAAAGGAGAGCUGUACUGGGACGACGGUGUGACUAAAGAUGCUGUAACUAAUAAGACAUAUAUUCUGUAUGAUUUCUCUGUUACUUCUAACCGUCUACAGGCAAAGAUCAUACAUAAUGGUUAUGUGGACCCGGACAACCUCAUGUUUACAGAUAUCAGAAUCUUGGGAAUGGACAAAGAGCCGAGUAAUUUUAUUGUGUCUUUAAAUAAUGUCGCCACCUCCAUUUCAAGUGUUGUCUACAGUGCUUCAACAAAGGUGGUGACCAUCACUGAUCUCCAGGGACUGGUUCUGGGACAAGAAUUCUCUAUAGAGUGGGAUCUUGUAGUCAAUGAUCUGGAGAAGUUCAACUGCUACCCUGAGGAUCCCACUGCCUCUGAGGAGAGUUGCAGACAGCGGGGAUGCCUUUGGGAGCCCACAGCUACUCCUGGUGUGCCCACCUGUUACUAUGACACCAUCCCUAACUAUGCUGCCAGUAACAUUCAGUACCUGCCCACGGGCAUCACCACCGACCUUACCCUCCUGGCGGUCCCUGCAUCUACCCGGGCAGCGGCAGCUCCACCAUCACCAGGAGCAGCCACUGUCUCUAAUCGUCUCUCUGAAAAGAUCAGCCUCCUCAGACUGAGUGUGACCUACCAUACAGAGAGCAUGCUGCAGAUAAAGAUCUAUGAUCCCACUAAUAAAAGGUACGAGGUCCCGGUACCUCUGAACACACCACGUUCACCGCUUGUCUCCCCUGAAAACUGCCUGUAUGAAGUCAGGGUUCAGAACAAUCCCCCUGGAAUCCAGAUUCGACGCAGAAGUUCCCAAACUGUGAUUUGGGAUUCUCAACUCCCGGGCUUCACCUUCAACGACAUGUUCCUUUCCAUUUCUACUCGCCUCCCUUCUCAGUACAUCUAUGGUUUUGGGGAAACUGAGCACAUGACUUUCAGAAGAAACAUGAACUGGACAACCUGGGGAAUGUUUGCUCGGGAUGAGCCACCAGCGUACAAGAAAAAUUCCUAUGGUGUUCAUCCCUACUACAUGGCCUUGGAAGAAGAUGGGAAUGCCCAUGGAGUGCUCCUGCUGAACAGCAAUGCCAUGGAUAUGACUCUGCAGCCCACUCCUGCCCUGACAUACCGCACUGUAGGAGGGAUUUUGGACUUUUAUUUGGUUUUGGGGCCAACCCCCGAACUGGUAACUCAGCAAUACACUGAGUUGAUUGGUCGGCCAGCAAUGACUCCAUAUUGGGCUCUGGGAUUCCAGCUGAGUCGCUAUGGAUACCAGAAUGACUCUGAAAUCGCCAGUCUGCAUGAUGCAAUGGUGGCAGCCCAGAUCCCCUAUGACGUCCAGCAUGUGGACAUCGAUUACAUGGACCGGAAGCUGGACUUCACCCUCAGCCCCAGCUUUCAAAACCUCGGUGUCCUGAUAGAGCAAAUGAAGAAGAAUGGCACCAGAUUUAUUCUCAUUCUGGACCCAGCCAUUUCUGGCAAUGAGACACAGUAUCUCACCUUCACCAGAGGACAGGAAGACAACGUGUUCAUCAAAUGGCCCGACACCAAUGACAUUGUCUGGGGAAAGGUUUGGCCAGAGCUGCCCAAUGUAAAUGUGGAUGAAUCCCUUGACCAGGAAACUCAGGUCAAGAUGUACAGGGCCCACGUUGCGUUCCCUGACUUCUUUCGAAACAGCACAGCUGCAUGGUGGAAGAAAGAGAUAAACGAGCUCUAUGCCAACCCCAGAGAGCCAGGGAAGAGCUUGAAGUUUGAUGGGCUGUCGAUCGAUAUGAAUGAGCCUUCAAACUUUGUGGAUGGAUCUGUUGGGGGCUGCCGCAGUGAAGUUCUUAAUAACCCACCCUAUAUGCCAGACUUGGAAUCUAGGGACAAAGGCCUGAGCAGUAAGACCCUGUGCAUGGAGAGUGAGCAGAUCCUGCCAGAUGGCUCCCGGGUGCGACACUAUGACGUACACAGCCUGUACGGGUGGUCCCAGACCAGACCCACAUAUGAAGCUGUGCAGGAGGUGACUGGACAGCGAGGGACUGUCAUCACCCGCUCCACAUUCCCCUCCUCUGGCCGCUGGGGAGGACACUGGCUGGGAGACAACACUGCUGCGUGGGACCAGCUGGGGAAAUCUAUCAUUGGCAUGAUGGAGUUCAGUCUCUUUGGAAUAUCUUAUACAGGAGCAGAUAUCUGUGGUUUCUCUGGAGAUGCUGAAUAUGAGAUGUGUAUUCGCUGGAUGCAGCUGGGAGCCUUCUAUCCCUUCUCCAGGAACCACAACACCAAAGGGACAAGGAGACAAGAUCCUGUGGCCUGGAAUUCAACCUUUGCGAACUUCUCAAGGAAAGCCCUGCAGCUCAGAUAUACCCUGCUGCCCUACCUCUACACUCUGAUGCAUAAUGCUCACGCAGAGGGCAGAACCGUCAUCCGACCCCUUUUCCAUGAGUUUACAGAUGACAAGACAACGUGGGAUAUAGACCGUCAGUUUAUGUUGGGACCUGCCAUCUUGAUCAGCCCUGUGCUGGAAAGUAACACAUUUGAGAUCAGUGCUUAUUUUCCCAGAGCCCAGUGGUAUGACUAUAGCACGGAAUCUGCCUACAGAUCCACAGGUGAGUUGGUAAUACUGAAGGCUCCCCUAGACCACAUCAACCUUCAUGUCAGAGGAGGCUACAUCCUGCCUUGGCAAGAGCCUUCCAUUAACACUUACUACAGUCGACAAUGUUUUAUGGGGUUAACUGUUGCUUUGGAUGAUGAUGGGAAGGCUGAAGGUCAGCUGUUCUGGGAUGAUGGACAAAGCAUUGACACCUAUGAAAAUGGAAACUAUUUCUUGGCAAACUUUAUUGCAGCUCAGAACACCUUGAAAAUUCAGGUCAUACACAAUAAGUAUUUGAGCGACUCAAAUUCAUUGAAAGUUGGUUAUAUUAAAAUCUGGGGAGUGAACUCUACUUAUGUGACACAAGUCGGUUUCACAUAUGACAACUGGGAAUUCAUGACGACCAAUUUCAAGAGUGACCCUUAUACUAAGACACUGACUAUUCAGUUGACUGACAAGAGUGUUAGUCUGGAAAAAUUAACUGAGGUAUUCUGGAUUCAUGGGGAUCCUUCCUUUACGACUCCACCUGUGACAAGUGCCUUCCCCAUGAGUCCUGAGCCUUCUACAUCUUCUACAACAGCUGCUGCUACUGAGAUUCUCACUAGCUCUGCUAGUACAAGUCCUGCUGCUGGCACUAGUGAACCCUCUGCCAUAACCACUCCUCCAACCAGCUCUACAGCAGUCACAACUAGUGCAGCUGGUCCUGACACUACGCCUUACUCCGUGGCCACUGGUGCUAGCACAAGUGCCACUGUACCUGUCCUCACCACAACGCUCACAACAAGCAGUACCAAUGUCACCACUGCCACGAAUGCUUCCUUCACCACCAGUAUUGCCACUGUUACCAGUGCCACUGUCCCUUUCCCAACUACUCCUUUUACCACAGACACUACUAAAGUCACCACUGCCACAAAUGCUCCUUUUACCACCAGUACUGCCACUGACACCAGUGCCACUGUCCCUGUCCCAACCACUCCUUUCACCAUAGGUACUACUAAUGUCAUCACUGCCACCAGUGCUCCUAUCACCACCAGUAGUGCCACUGACACUAAUCCCACUACCCCUGUCCCAACCACUCCUUUCACCACAGGCACUACUAAUGUCACCACUGCCACCAGUGCUCCUUUUACCACCAGUUUUGUCACUGACACCAGUGCCCCUGUCCCUGUCCCCACCACUCCUUUUACCAUGGGCACUACCAAUGUCACCACUGCCACCAAUGCUUCCUUUACCAGUAAUGUGGGCAGGAGCACUGUGGUUCCUCCUGGCACCACCCCUUCCCCUCCUGGCGCCACCCCUUCCCCUGCAACCCCUCCCACAUCCAAUGCUGGUGCUAGUGCUUCUCUGGUGACCACCUCCUCUCGUGCCAAUAAGGAUGACACCAGUCCUCACGAUGGGCUUCCAGUUGCGUCCACUCCUCUCACACACACUGGUGCUGACUCCAUGAGCAAUAGCUUUCCUCUUUUGACUCCUUCUUUCUCUGAAAAUAGUACUGAUGCUUUGAACACCACUGUUGUACGGGAACUACACCCCACAUCCUUUUCCCGCUACAGUGCCUGGGGUUUCAACAGGGGUAAGACUCUUCCUGAAGUGAGUACUCUUUCUACAAAUACUGUUGCUUCUAGUCAUCUUCUUUCUGUUUCGACCUUCUCCCCAGAAGGAACAAUUGCCACCUCUCUUAAUCCCACUGAUACUGCAGUGCCACCAUCUUCAGACCUAGGCCCAGGAACCUCCCCUGUCACAACAAACUUAGAAAAAAGCCCCGCUACAGAGGGUACAACCUCUGGCACCACAGAUACCACUUUUGAUGUAGCAACUGCUACUGACACACAUCCAUCUAGUACCCAAGACUCGAGUUCCUUCGCAUCUACUCCUGCAAAGGUUACAGCUGCCUCCUCUGAAAUCACAGAGUUCACUGCUCCCAGCUCUGCUGUUACUGUGACACCAGUCUUAAGUCACACAACAUUAAUCCCCACUCAUGUUCCUAAUCAGGGCACCAUUGAAACUUCUCCCACAAGCACUACAGCCACGACUAUGGUUUCACUUACUACAAAUGCUACACAUCUCACCAUUGCAGGAAACACAAAUGCAGCCAGAGGAGUCGCCAUGGUUACUAUGUCUGCCAAUGAUACUUCUGUAAAAACUACAGACCAAGGCAUGUCAGCUCUGCCUCCUAUAGGUGACCCUGGUGCCACCAGAGAUGAUGAAUCUCUGAUAGAACAUACCAGAAAAGUCACUGCUACUUAUCCUCAAAAUAGCCCCACUCGUGCUUUAAAUACCACUUCCACAGGCACUGGGGAUACCCGACACCAACCACCACCAAUGCUCACAAUGCUGUGUAGCACCAGGCACCACAGGUACUGUAGAUACUCCCACCAGAGGUGCCCCAACUACUCAACUACUCUUAACCUUGGCACCACAAGUGUUUCUACUGAAUACUUUCUCUACUACCCCACAUGGUACUCAAGAAUCUGCCACUUCUCAUACACAAACACUGAAGACAGCACAUGUGCUGCUAAAGCUACUGGAAAUGCCAUUACAGUAUGUAGUUCUACCAUGGCUACACAUAUUUUCAACACAAAAACCACAAAUUCAAUUACUACUUAUACAGUCCUUUCAAAUUCUUACAUCCCAAGUGCCACAGAUAUCCUGUAUAUUUCAAUAUAUACUUUGGAUACUUCCACUCCUCAUAGAAUAACAUAGGAUGCUUCUGUUAUUGCAUCUACAGAAAUCACAAGUGCCAUAAAUGCUGCUCUAGCUCCAUGAAUGCUGUUGAAGCCGGGUCAUUACUACAGAUAACCCUUUGAAACAACUAUUGCAUAUGUAGACAAUCAGUGGAUACCCAAUCUUAUGCUUUCUGUUUUCACCAUUAUUUUUACUCUAACCAGAGCAGAUAUGGGUAUUCCAACACUGUCAACAUUGCAGGCAGGUUUAAGAAUGCAUCCAUUACAAAGUUUUCACCAAAGAAGCCAAAUGGUGUACCAUGAUUCUUUUAAUCAUAGUUAUUAUUUCCAUAGCCCUAUUAAUUAAACUUUAAAUAUUUAUAUCCUUGCUACAGACUUCACACACAAUCUUGGUGUUUUCAGAUAAUAUAUUUAUAGACAUUAGGUGCUAUGAAUACUAGUACCCAAAACUCGAGUUCUUGUAGAUGUAGUUAUUGAAAUAGCUCAAAUUGUUUCUUGGGUAACAGGACAUGAUACAACAGUAUCACUAAAUGCAGUAGUGAUACACAUGACACUCAAUUGACCUUUCCAAAAACAGUUAUUAAUAUUGCAAAUUAUUUGAUUAAUGAUGCAAAAAUAGCACUUUAUUUUCCUGAGGACUUUUCUAAGUACCAGGGCUACCAAUAUAGAAAUUUGCUAUCACACAUGCCAAAAGUCAUAUUGCUUUUCAUAAAAUUCUCAUUGUUGCUGUAUAUAUGGAAAAUGCUAUCAUUGUAGAUAUUGUAUAUGCCUUGACUUCAGGCACUGAAGUCAUUAAAUUAUGAAUAUUAAA